Messenger RNA from Linum tenue, 647 nucleotides. The record is from the annotation of a GenBank genome assembly. NCBI's taxonomy places the organism in Eukaryota, Viridiplantae, Streptophyta, Magnoliopsida, Malpighiales, Linaceae.
GUGGAUUCGUGCCUGUGCGUUUGUGCUACUUAUGCUGAGGGGAGUGCUGUGGGUGGGGGAAAGCUUGAUGUUUGGGUGAUGAAAGAGUACGGGAAUGAGGAUUCAUGGUGCAUUCUCCAUUCUGUAGUUGAUAAUCCUGUCUUCGAUCAACCUCCUCAAGUGGUUCGAUGUUUGGGAAUGUUGGAUGGCCAGAUUCUAAUGCUGGUAAAUGGUAGUGGGCUUACCUGGGUUGAUCCAAGGAAUGGGAGGGUUGAGGUUGUUCCCAUUCCUGGUUUUACUAAUGCGUCGAAAUUCGAAGCAGUUCUCUGCUUAGAAAGUCAAGUCAAAACCUUCACGGCCGAGGAUUAUGAGACACGUGACGAUGACAUAAGGACCGAGACCUCUGAAGCAGAAUCGUCGGAGGAAUGAUGACAGCAUCGAUCAUUCUGAUAUUUGGUUGCAGAAUUUUAAGCACUAGUGCACAGUAGACGUUGGCAGGUGCAUGCAGUAUGGCAGACGUCUGAGUUCUUCACUGUUUUUUUUUUUGUUUUGCUCGUUUUUCUAAGUUCUUCAUUGUUAAAUUGGACAUGCUAUGCUAUGCAUUGAGUUGUCUUUUGAUGAAAGAAAUAAGGGUAAAUAACUUAGUUUGGUCGCGACAGUUUUUGCCC